Messenger RNA from Emiliania huxleyi CCMP1516, 3920 nucleotides. RefSeq lists its product as hypothetical. The coding region runs from base 1 to 3702 and encodes 1233 amino acids. Gene Ontology annotation, cellular component: cytosol. The transcript is spliced from 11 exons. Gene Ontology annotation, molecular function: FMN binding; flavin adenine dinucleotide binding; iron ion binding. The record is from RefSeq and is a predicted model, not a curated record. NCBI's taxonomy places the organism in Eukaryota, Haptophyta, Isochrysidales, Noelaerhabdaceae.
AUGACGCGCCUUGCAACCGCCGCCGCUGCCGCCGCCGCCGCCGCGGCGCUGGCCUGGCUCGCCCUCAAGCUCCGCGAGGAGGAGAAAGAGGAGCCGCCUGCCGGGACAAGAAAGUUUCCGACGCAUCCAUCAAUCAAGCUGCCUCUGGUGGGGCAGCUGCUGAACACCUUCAAGCUGUCGACGGACAACCAGACGUAUGGCCUCUCGCGAUUCGGCUUUCUCGGCGGCAUCGACGGCUGCAGCGAAUGCGACUUCGGCUUCAUCAAGUUUGCAAUGGUCUACUCGCACGAGGCCAUGAAGCAGAUCUACACCAACCAUCCCUUCCAGAAUGGCGGCAUCUUCGAGGCGGUAGGAUUCACGAAGGUGUACGACAACCUCCCCGGCAUCGAAGAGACAAAGUACCUCUUUGGGAAUGGCCUGUUCAUCGCGUCGGACAACGACCGCUGGUGGCCGAUUGCGCACCGGAUCCUGCUCAAGCCCUUCUCGCGGCAGGGGAUGAUGCAGAUGGUGCCGCUGAUGAACGAGCAGGCGGACCUGCUGGUCGGCAAGCUGCGGAAGGACCUAGGCUCCGGUGUCGGCCCGCUGCGGAUCUACGACUACACGGUCAUGAUGGCCGUCGAGACGCUCGGCACCUGCCUGAUGGGCAUGUCGUUCGAGUCCUUCUCGGGCGAGCCGGUGCCGUUCCUGCAGCACCUCAAGAACUGGCUCGACAUCAACGCGGACAUGGGCAACAUCCCGCCGCAGCUCUGGCGGAGAGACGCCCCGACGGAGGCACACACCCGACGGCCUCCGAGAGGCCUCUUGGCCGGCCUUGCUCAGGCGUACACCAAGGACCUGCUCGCGCGGAGGCGGCGGGGCGAGACGCAGGCGCUGUCCAAGUGCCCUGACCUGCUCGACUGCAUGCUCGAGACGGCAGACACGCUCUCAGGCGAGAAGCCGCCAGGGCGGGUUGGCGAGAAGCUGCCGGACGAGGUGAUCGGGCAUGAGCUGAUGUCGUUCCUCUUCGCGGGUCAGGACUCGACCGCCGUCGCCCUCUCCUCUUUCUUCUGCUUCGUCGCGGCUAACCCCGCGGCGCAGGCCAAGCUGGUGCUCGGCGACGAGCCGGAGGUCAAGUGGGCGCACCUCAACAAGCUCAAGUACCUCGACUGGGCCAUCAAGGCGGAGACUCCCCCCCCCCCCCCCCUCUCCCCCCUCCCCUUCUCUCCCCCGCCUCGCCCGCACAACAUGCACCUCUCAGCGCCCCCCCGGCCGCAGGAGACCCUCCGGCUCGUGCCGCCCGUGCCCGGUAUCUUCAAGCGGAACGAGGUGGUGGAGGCGCUCAGCGCGGGCAAAGGCAAGACGCCCUUCCACCUCCCGAAGAAGACCAACCUGCUCCUCGCCUUUCUGCCCCUCCACCUCGACCCGGCGCAGUGGGGGGACGACGCACACGAGUGGAAGCCCGAGCGGUGGGCCGAGGGCGUCCCCCACCCCUUCGCCUACGCGCCGUUCUCGCACGGGCCGCGCGCGUGCAUCGGCAAGGAGUUCACGCUGACCGAGCAAAAGAUCUGCGCCGUCAAGCUGCUGCAGCACUUCAUCAUCCAGAAGGCGGCGGGCGACUGGGCGAAGCAGCCCGGUGCGACCAAGCUCAAGGAGUCGGAGUGGCCGCACUACCCCGCUUGCUCGCCCCACUACGGCGUCGACGUGGAGUACAACCCGAAGCAGGCCUUCACCGGCAUAAACAUGCCUCUCGAGCUGCACCCGCGCCCGCAGCUGCACAAGCCGGAGGCGGCCAAGAAGGCGGAGGCUGCGGCGCAGCCGGCCGUCGUCUUCAGCCUCGACGAGUCGAGCCAGGGGCACGCCACGCCGCUCUCCAUCCUGUACGGCUCCGACGGCGGCUCCACGACUGAGCUCGCCGAGCGCCCGCUCAACGAGGCCAUCGGCGACCCGGCGCUCGGCACGGACGGGCUGCUGCUCGUCCUCUCCGCGACCUACAACGGCUGCCCGCCCGCCAACGCCGGCGAUUUCGUCAACUUCUGCGGCGCGGCGAUCGAGAGGCACGAGAGGCCUGUGGACGCUCGCUUCGCCGUGCUCGGCUGCGGCCACUCGGAUUGGGCAGACACUUUCCAGGCCCGUUCCCCCGGCGCGGCGAUCCCGACGCUGCUCGACGAGUCGCUCGAGAAGAUCGGAGGCCACAGGCUGCUCGACCUCCACACGGCAGACUCGAAGAAGGCGCCCGAGGAGGACUUCGUGGCGUGGACCGCCAAGCUGUGGCCCGCGCUGGCAGCGGCCGCCGGCAUCAAGCUCUCGCAGCGUGCGGGGUCGGCUGCGAGCCGGCCACCCCUCGCCAUCCCGGAGGUGUCGGUGGUGCCGGCCGAGGAAGAGGGGCACCUCUCGGAGACGCCGCUCGUGCUCCCCUUCCAGCGGGACGGCGAGUGGGUGCUCGCAAAGGUCGCCGAGAAGAGCGAGCUGACACCAAACGACCCGGACGGCACCUCGACUGUUUGCCUCGCCCUCGAGGCUGCCGUCCACCCGUCCGGCGACGCACCGCUGCGCUACGCGGCUGGCGACCACCUCAUGGUGAUGGCGGAGAACGCCCCGGCGCUUGUGGCGACCCUCCUCAAGCGGAUGGGACUCGACAGCAGCACGCUCGUCACCUUUCCGCGCGGCUUCUCCGCCAAUGGCGCCAACGGCGGCGGCGGCGGCGGCGGCGGCGGCGGUGGCGGUGACGCAUCCCAUCCGAAGCUUGGCCGCUCGCUCUCGGGGCGGCUGAGCGGCGCCAGUGCGGGAGCGCCGUCGCCGCUGACCGGGAAGCCGCGCGCCGUCUCGCUCGAGGCGUUGCUGCUGCGCUCGGUCGACCUCGUGCGGCCGUGCUCGGCAGCGGCGCUGAAGCUCCUUGCCGAUCGCGCGACGGACGAGGACGACCGCACGCAGCUGAGCAUGGUCGACCUGGUGGCGACCAAGGCGACGGUCCUCGAGCUGCUCAUGUCGGCCAAGUCGGUCAGCCUCUCCGUCGCCGAGCUGCUCGCCUGCCUCGCGCAGAUGAAGCCGCGCUACUACUCCAUCUCGUCAUCGCCCAACGCAAAGGGGGGCUCCGCCGGCCGCGCCACCAUCACCGUCGGCGUUGUCGACGCCAUCUCGCCCACCGGUCGCAAGCACCGCGGCGUGGCGUCCAACUACCUCAAGAAGCGCUCGGUGGGGGACCUCGUCUGGGUGCGCACCAAGAGCGUCGGCCUCUCCUUCCGCCCGCCGCCGCCCAACUCGCCCGCCAUCAUGGUCUGCGCCGGCACCGGCCUCGCCCCCUUUGUGGGGUUCCUCGAGGACAUGGCGGCGGGCGCUGCGGGCGGCAGCGGCACCUCGCACCUCUUCUUCGGGUGCCGCCGGCCCGAGCGGCACCUGCACCGCGAGCGGCUCGAGGGCUACGUCUCGGAUGGCACCCUCGCCGCGCUGCACGUCGCCUACUCGCGCACCGGCGAGCGCAUCUACGUGCAGGAGCUCAUCAAGCGCGAGGCUAAGACGCUGUGGCCGCUCCUGCAGGGCAAGGCCCGCGUGUACGUGUGUGGCGACGCGGCACGUAUGGCGCCCGACGUCAAGCGGGCCCUCAAGGCGGUCUGCAGCAGCGCGGGCGGCCUCACGGAGCAGAAGGCCAGCGCGUACAUCGACCAGCUCUGCGCCGUCGGCCCCAAUCAGCGCUACUUCGAGGACGUCUGGGCGAGCGGCGCUUGAGGGGGUGGCGUGAUCUGCGACGCCCCUGCGCCGGCGCCGGCGCCGCGGACAGUCGAGCAGUUGCGCGUGGCGGCGAGAUGUGAGCAGCAGAGGCCCAUAACCGGGCGGAGAGCGGAGGAGAGUCAGCAGUGCUGAGGGCGGCAGCGAACCGCCGGGGCCGCGUCGCGUUCCUCGGAGACAGACGCACGCUUUCUCUUUUCUACACCGUACAAAUCUAC